ACUUUUUUUCUCUGUUCAAAUACUAUUGUUAUUAUAAUAAUAAUAAUACUUAGCUUCAACAAUCAGGUAUCGUUGUCACAGCGGAACCAGCUUUCGUUGCUAAUGACUGUGAAUUGUAUUAGUUGAUUUUUUUCAUAAAUUUUGAAUACGUAUUUUUACAAAUUGUAAUGAAUAUGUUCCAAUGUAUUUAUUAUACGUGAUUUCAAAUGCUGAAUAACAUUUAUUUAAUAUAAAAGUCAAUAACGAUGAAUACGAAUACUGUGGAAACAAGUGGGGAUAAACGUUUGCAAGAAACAAAUGUGCAAAGUGUACCGCAUAAUUUAACGACAAUUCAAGGAGUACAAGCUUUACAAACAGUGCAAAAUAUUGUGCAAAGUAAUGUACAAACGAUUCAAUCAACUCAAAAUGUUAGCACUAUGUCAUCGUCCAGUGCUAUUGUUGGGAAAUCUAUUUCCUUGGAUUUGAAUCCAAAACUUUCCCUCAUGAAGUCCGUAGUUCAAUCUGGUGCGUCUUCAGCUGGUGAAACUAGCAAAAUAACAACAACAUUAUGCCCUGUUGGUUCGGCAGUGAGAAUAAUACCAUCAGGAAUACUAAGUACAGUAGAUAGACAAGUUCAACCUCAAGUUCAGGUGCAAUCCUCUUCUCAGACAACUCAACAAGUGGUUACGACUAUUCCUACGUAUCAUGUACCUCGAGGACCAGCUGCUGUCGCAAACAUCUCAGCACCUAGAUCAACCGUUGCUACUCCUAUUGUACGUGCUAGUACAGGUCAAUCUGUUGUUCCAAUAUCUAGAGCAGGAGUGACGUCGGCAGUAUCUAAUGCUCAAUGGCCAGCAAAAACAUCAGUAGUCUAUACUCAACCACAACGACAUGCAGUACCUCCUGUAACGCGUAUAACAACUCGAUCCCCUGCUGUUUACAGUGGCCAACAACCUCGUUUAGUGGCACCAGUUCAAGCACGGCCUAUUCAAGCAGUCGUAGCUAGUGUACCUGCAGGAACUCCUUCCAGGCUUUUAACACCAGUUCUCCCAUCAAAUAAUGCUAUUGCUAGAAUUCCAGUGUCACAAACUCGACCUACAGGACCUCAAGUCAUCAAUACCACCACGUCUGUUCAGGCUGUCCGUCACCAACCUCAAACUCUUCAAACUAGCCAACAAUCGACCCGAUCCGCAACUGCAGCUACUAAUCGUGUAACAGUAUCAGCACCAGUGGGAACAGCUAGCAGGAUAACCAGUGCAGCUUCUGUUACAGUUCAACCAGCAAUAGGCAGACAAUUGUCUAUAAAUUCAGCUACUGGAGGUACUACUGGAGGUUUCAAUCGAGUUGUGAUACCUACUCAACAAGUUCCUCAGUCACAAACUCAUCCCCAAGGUACUACUAGAGUCGUCCAAACAAUUACAUCUUUAGCAAAUAUUGGUACUGUUUCUCGUGUAAUUGCAACAACCACGAAUCCUUCCAAUGUCGCUCGAGUUACUCAAUCAACACCAACAUCUGUUGCUCGAAUAACUGGGAUGACACUUCAUUCACUUCCUAUUGCUACUACUCGAGCUAUUCCUGCUCCAGUGAAACCUGUUGUAUCAGGCCAAGCUAUAGCCCAAGCAGUGCAAAUAAAGUCAACCGGACAACCUACAGCUUUACGAGUUGCAUCUGCAAGUGUCAUUUCUACAUCAACAAUCACUACUACGACUACAACAGCUACUCCAAUACCUGCUGGUACAACAGCAUCAACUGCUACUAUUAUUAUAAAUAAUAGUAAUAAUACCAAUAAUUCACCAACGCCUGUACCUCAAUCGUCUCUGUACCCUCAAUAUCGACAGACUUCGGUACAACCAGUACGAUUACUUGUUGAACCUAGUCAUGAAGAAAAUCAUGGCAAGCCAAAUGCUUCACCAAGGCCAAGCAUACUCAGGAAACGGGAUCAUGACAACUCGCCUGCGAAAGGAGUAGCGAAGAAUUUAGUUCCUGUUUUAACAGCUCUACCAAACAGCUCGGCACCACCUUCAAGUCCACCUUCACCAAGAAAUGACAGAGAUACCGGUGGAGGUCAGAGUUCUGGAUCAACAACAGUAUCAGCAACUUCUUCACCAGGUUUAGACGAAGAACCAGAGCAGUCUAGAAUUACAAUAAAUCAAACAAUGGAAAUGUCUCCACGUAAAAAACCACGUAAACAGCAGCUAACGGGUGUCGAACUCACGGAGUCUCGAUGUACAGAAGAAGAAAUGCAAUUUAUUACUGAAGAUAAAAUUAAAAGAGAACAUAGAGACGACAUUAAAGAUAAAUACGGAAUGGAAAGGAAAACACAUCUUAAUUCUCAAGACGGCAUUACAACAACUCCAACGAUGGUUAUGAGAGCGAGACCUACACCCAGUUUACUUGGAUCAUCGUGGAAAAAUCGAUGGGGUGGUAGGCUUCAUCAUUAUCGAAGGCCCAGUGAUGUAAGACCUCGAGAAGAAAGAAGACCGACAAUAGCAGAAAUAGCCCAACAAAAAUAUGUGUUACAAAAAAUUCAUGGAUGGAAAGUGUAUCAAUUGACUGCACAAAUGGAAGAUUUAGCAGAACUUGAAAAGCAGGUACACGAAAAAUUGAAAGCAACAUUGUUGGUGUUGGAAUCUCAACAGCCUAAAAAUAGGCAAGAUGAUGAUUUGGAGCGAGCCAAUGAAUUAAUCAAAGGAAACAUGCAACGCAGUAGUUUAAUUAGUGAAGGAAUGUGCGAGGCUCGAACUCAAUUAGUUGCUAUUUUCCAACAUAAAGGACAUGUCAGUGAUAUUCUUCAACGGUGUGGUAAUAAACGAGCGCAAAAAAAGCGUGACAAAUAAAAUUCUCAAAAAAUAUAAUUAUUAAAAAGAUUAUUAAUAAAGUACUAAUAAAAAUACAAAUCAAAUUGUAUAAAAAAAAGAUCUUUAUGACUUAGCGAUAAAAAAAU
Molecule: messenger RNA, 2923 nt
Organism: Chelonus insularis
Lineage: Eukaryota; Metazoa; Arthropoda; Insecta; Hymenoptera; Braconidae
Gene: Sap130
Product: Sin3A-associated protein 130
Exons: 6
Coding region: 246-2816 (856 amino acids)
Biological process (GO): negative regulation of transcription by RNA polymerase II
Cellular component (GO): Sin3-type complex
Source: RefSeq, a predicted model, not a curated record